This is a messenger RNA of Symbiodinium pilosum, 645 nucleotides long. The record is from the annotation of a GenBank genome assembly. NCBI's taxonomy places the organism in Eukaryota, Dinophyceae, Suessiales, Symbiodiniaceae.
AUGCGUCCGUUCAAGAGAAGCGGUCUAGAGCCAGGCGUCACCACAUUGAUGCUUCGGCGUCUUCCGGAGGAUUGGGGAGCACUUUCAGUGUUGGACUGGCUUCAGCAGAACAAAAUCAAGCUGCGCCAGAUCGACUUCCUGUACGUCCCGUUUGACAAGCACACCAACACCAACAUUGAGCUUGCGUUCAUCAAUUUUGUCGACAGCGCUACAGCCAAACAGGUCUACAAGCUCGUGGUCAAGCACAACAAGGAGCUGAUCUGGGAUGUAGUGGUCAGUGCUGGAAACGUACAGGGUUUUGAGUGGAACCUCGCCUAUUUUCUGAUUAGGUUUGGCCCGCGUGCCACGUGGGGGGAGGAUGCUCCGCUGAUCUUCAGGAAUGGUGCUCAGCUGCGGGACCGUGAGGAGAUUGCUCAAGCCUAUGCAGACAUACCGAGCCAUGUGCUCGAUGAAGCUGCGAGGUUUGUCAGGGCAGAAACUGCUGGAUCUCCUCCCCGUGGAACCCGCCGCAGGGCCCAAAGACCCACGUGGAGGUUGAGUGCAGAAACCAUGUCCAUUGAGCAGUUCCAGGUAGAUGGCAGCGAGGACGAGCUGUUGUCAAUUAUUCGGUCCGUUGACAAUGGCGCCUGGGUGUUCAGUUUGUGA